AUUCUAGGAAAAGUGUUUCCCACGCUGAGAACACAAGAAGCCUAUCCUGCUCUAUGCAUGUCACCAGGUUGUUGUAAGAAAGUGCCACACACUCACUCACAAUAGGCGUGGUUUAAUCGCUCAGGGCAGGGUAAGGUGCAUUUGGUUCACUAAACGCCUCAGUAUCCCGGUUGAAGGCUACCGCUUCGGAUGCGUACACUGCAGAGAAGAAAGAUCCAACCAUGAUGCUAGCUCCACUGAAGUCCGUCCUCGCUCUUGGGGACCGAGAGGAAACGUCGCUGGCCUUACCGUCAAGUAAUCAAUUCGGUUCCGGCCGGCAGCGCGUCCUCGAUCAAGUUCAAACCAUCAAGAGAACAAAGUCGAGAAACGUCAUCAAAAGUUCCUCGGGAUCAAUUUCUCCUGCGAGUCCUAUAUAUAACUAUACAGGCCUCUUCACCAAGUCCUUCAAAUCACUGCCGGACACGCUCAAUGGAAAUUACUAUUUCCCACCCACCUUUUCUGCAAGCGGCGUCUCAAAAACGGGCUCGUGCACACGGAAGCUUGCCCGCACCAGCAGCCAAUGGGAGGGCACUCUGACCUCCCCCCACCCUCUCACGAUGGGCAAGACCAACAGCAGCCGCAGUGAGCCAGACCUAGGGCGGUUCCCCCGGGCCAAGCGCCCAGCAGCCAGCCAGCAGGCUCGGGUCAACCGCUCCUCCACCUACCUGGACCAGAAGAGAUCCACUCUGGUGGCCACCAACAGGAACUCUCGCCUGGUGGAUGUGUGGGCGGUGGAGGGCGGGGGCUUGAUCCAGGUGAACCGGCAGCAGGUCUCCAGUCAGAAGCCUGUGGAGAGAGUCGCGUCCAAACAUUCUGUGGUGGAGACCAAGACUUCUGGAGCUAAGAGCAAGGAUGCACGAGACAUCAAGAUGAUGGACCUCACCAUGAAGGAGGCCGUGGACUUCCUGUGCAGUGGAGAUGAGAACUACCAGCACUGUGGGGCGUCCUUCAUCCAGCACAACACCUUCACAGAAGACAAGGCCAAGCAGGAGGUGCGGACGCUGAAGGGCAUCGCCCCCCUGGUGUCCCUGCUGCGCAGCCCCAAGGAGCAGGUCCAGCAGACCGCCUCCGCUGCCCUCAGGAACCUGGCCUUCAGAGACAGCAGCAACAAGGAGGAGGUCCAGCGCUACGGGGGAGUCAGCGAGGCCCUGGCUGUGCUCAGAGAGACACCGUCCUCAGAGACGCAGAAACACCUCACAGGCCUGCUGUGGAACCUGUCCUCUGUUGACGAGCUAAAGCCGGAGCUGGUUGGUAGCGCCCUGCCGGUCCUCAUGGAGACCGUGGUGCUGCCGUUCACCGGGCAAGCGGACCAGCUCACCAUCAUGGACCCCGAGGUGUUCUACCAUACCACCGGCUGCCUCAGGAACCUGAGCUGUGCCAAGCAGAACAACAGGCAGGCCAUGAGGAAGUGCCGCGGCCUGGUGGAGUCCCUGCUCAGCUACGUCCAGGACUGCGUGGACGCCGACCGCCCCGACGACAAGUCUGUGGAGAACUGUGUGUGCGUGCUCCACAACCUGACCUUCCAGCUGGAGGGGGAGGCUCCGGCCCUGUUCAGCAGGAUCACGGCCCUGGGCAGGCUCCCCUGCAGGGCCAGCAACCAGGGGGACACCAGCCCCAUUGGCUGCUUCAGCCAGCAGAGCAACAAGCUGGAGCAGGAGAGCCACUUUGACUACCCUGUCCUGGAGGAGCAGUGCCCCUCUGGAGCUGGCUGGCUGCUUCACUCCAAGACUCUCCAGAUGUACCUGUCUCUGCUGGAGUCCAGCCAGCAGGACGACACCCUGGAGGCAUCCUGCGGAGCCCUGCAGAACCUCACCUCCGGCCAGGGCAUAGUGUCCCACGUCAUGAGCCAGACUGUGGUCCAGAAGCUGAACGGUCUGAGAGUCAUCUCCCCUCUGCUGCGCUCGCCCAAACCCAGCCUCCAGCGCGGGGCCAUCAGCCUGCUGGGGAACCUGGCCCGGAAUCCACGCCUGCACACCGCCAUCGCUCGCCAAUCCCUCCCAGACCUGGCUGGCGUCCUCAGCUCUGGGACCAAUGAGGGGACGGAGUCGGACGACACCCUGGGUGUGGCCUGCCAGACGGCCCACUCCCUGAUCCUGAAGGAGCCCGACCUGGGCAAGCGCCUCCUCACCCGACCCCUGGUCGCCUCCCUCAACGACCUGAGCAGGAACAAGUACUUUCCCAAAUCCAGCAAAGCAGCAGCGUUGCUUCUUAACAACCUCUGGUCCGAAAAGGACAUACAGAGUUUCCUCAAAAAGCAAGGGAUGACCAAGGCUUCCUUUGUGAAUGACGUCACCACAGCCGUCACCAGGUCUAGUCAGAUGGUACAGUAACAGCUGGUCCUGCUCACCACCUUCACAACACACACACACUCACAGCACACACACACAGCACACACACACAGCAUGCACACACACACACUCACAGCACACACUCACAACACACACACACAGCAUGCACACACACUCACAACACACACUCACAACACACACACACAGCAUGCACACACACUCACAGCACACACACACACAACACAGCCCCCCUCAACACUCUUGACACCGGACCUCUUCUCUACUGAAUGUGGGGGGGUGGGGGCAGCACGAAGUGGGGAUGAUGUUGUGGGUGGUUUUGUUGUGUUUUUAAUAGUUUUGUAUGGUAUUUUAAUGGUAUUUUUAAUGUAUGUAAUGUAUGUAAUGUCCGACAUAACUGUUUUUAUGCUGGUCUUAUUGCAAAACCAAUUGCCGUUCAGAGACAUAAAUAAAUGAAUGACCAAAACCUACACCACACACCGACUCAACACACCACAACUUACACCCUCACAACCUACACCACACACACACUCACAACACAACCUACACAACACAUACAUCACAACCAACACAACACACACACACAAGGACCAAGGAUCUAACUGUCUGCUUUCACAAGUGUAAUGUCACUCAGUUACCAUAAUAAACUCAUUUCUGCUGUGUGUAGAUAAAGUGUCAGGAAGUGUUGGUUUAGCCAUGCUCUCUCUUUAGAGAUGCAUGGACUCAUCACUCGUUGGAUACUGUUGCACUUUGUAACACUGGCAGGGUAUUUACAUGCACUAUGAAUCCUAGUUGUACGGCCAGGUGAUUCUUUUUACAAAUGCACUGCACUCCUUUCGAUAUUAGGCUACAUUAUGACAUGUUUUGUUUUUUGGGGGAGUAUUGAAUAAGAUAACACUGAAUGGACUGACUAAAUGGAAAUAAAAAUGUUAAAUGUU
Molecule: messenger RNA, 3283 nt
Organism: Osmerus eperlanus (European smelt)
Lineage: Eukaryota; Metazoa; Chordata; Actinopteri; Osmeriformes; Osmeridae
Product: plakophilin-1-like
Exons: 14
Coding region: 222-2369 (715 amino acids)
Biological process (GO): cell-cell junction assembly; intermediate filament bundle assembly; cell-cell adhesion
Cellular component (GO): plasma membrane; nucleus; cytoplasm
Molecular function (GO): cadherin binding
Source: RefSeq, a predicted model, not a curated record